Messenger RNA from Rubroshorea leprosula, 585 nucleotides. NCBI's taxonomy places the organism in Eukaryota, Viridiplantae, Streptophyta, Magnoliopsida, Malvales, Dipterocarpaceae. The record is from the annotation of a GenBank genome assembly.
AAAGGGUUGAAUGGUUCCUGAGAUUGGAUGCCUUUUGUGACACUGCUGUUGUUAGCACCAUGAACACCAUCAUUGAGAUUUAUGAUGAUGUGAGUGGUAAGCUGCUACAGCUUCAUUCGAACCUCCUAAUUAACAAGCUCGCCUUCAUGGAUGGAGAGGAGAUCAACGAGCAAGGAAAGAGCUUGCCCUUGCCAUUUGAGACUGUUGUCAACGUACGAUGGACUUUGGAGAUGAGGAGGCCCUUUUAUUCCCUUCCACUAUGUUGGAAGAAGGUGAUGAGCAUGACCCUUCCUAGAGUUUUGCUGAUUGGGUUGCUGGAAUGCCCAACAUUGAAGGUAGGAUCUCCUUUUCUCCUCAACUAGCUUCUCCAUCAGCUCAGUUUGUUAGUCCAGUGUCUGCUUUACCAAUAGUCACCACUACACUUGUGCCCCCCAGUAGAUUUAAUCGACAAACAAGAUUAGGGCAUGUCGUGUUUUAGCUUUGAUUUGUUGAUUUUUGUAUUAUAUUGUUUUGAUUUCAUUUCUGCUCGUCUUGAUUAUUGUAUAUUUGCAAAUUAUUAGCUUGAAAUGAAAAUGAAAUAGCUUU